CCAUCCUCGAAUACAUGUACACGGAAUGGCUCUACAAUAGUCGCCCUUUUCCACUCCUUUGUGGUUUACAACCGCAUCGUCACAGAUCACGCCGAAAGAAUCGCGGGAGCACCGUCAUAUUUGAGAACGGUCCAUGGCUCGCACUUGACACAUUGGUGGUGACAUCGCUCGUGUGUUCCAUGGUGAGGGAGGCAUAGUCUGGUCACAGGCUGCGCGGACCUCCAACGGACUCGUCCCCCGCAUAUUGCAUAUCAAAUUCGAGAUCGCCAGCAUGAUUCUACACCAUCGACGCAGGGAUGAGGAUUUAAGACGCUCGUGCCGCCUAGGCGGUUGCGUUGGGGAGGACAAUGCCAUCUCGUUUGAUCAACUUGGAAACCGAUCAACUCCGACGUCGUCUUUGUCGUCGUCGUCGGGGGAUCGCAAUUCGUAUCACACCCAAUCGACCGAGUGCUCCGAGACUCGUUCGAAACCGAGUUGUCUUGCCUCGCAGAUCUCGGAUAAUUCAUCGACCAUGUCUCGAGAUAUGUUCGCGGGCGGAGCCAAUCGACAGGAUCCUUACGCGUCGACAUAUACGUAUAUGUCAUCGAACAACGGCGACGAUGAGCAUGUGAGGGACGACUACCAGGACCAUGACGAUGACGACGACGACGACUACGAGAUGCCAGCAUAUAUGACACGGCAAUCAUGCAAACCCAGUGCGAUCCCUGCAACGCCGGCGGACUUUUCCGACUUGUUCCCGUCACGCCGCAAGUUGAAGGUGCGACAUGACGAAACGACGCCGGACGGUGAUAUGAAUUUACGAAUCGACACGCAGGUCAUCAACCGCAACGGCCGGGCAUGCGACAUGACUCUGUUCCACCUGCGAAUCCACGAUGUACAGACCCGCGAGUUCAGCCUCAGGCGAUAUUGCCGGGAUUCGGGGCGAGAGGUGUGCAAUUCGACUCGCAAGACGCAAAAAGCCAUCCCGCAACGGCGGCCGAGCCUCCAGCGGUCCCUCAGUAACGCGCUGAAUAGCCUGCGGCCGCGAUCGGCUGGCGAAUCGAAGCUAUCCGCCAAUGGGUUGAAGCUGCGGCGGAAUGACUCGGGCUAUGGAUCAAUGCACUCGGUAGACUUCCAACGGGGCGAUUCAUCCCGUUCGGCCCGAGACGAAGCGUACCAGAAAACCGUCUCGACCACCGCACCUGUCAAACUCGAGUUCUCCAACUACGCACAGGUCGAAGUGAAGCGACUGGGAUCACUCAACCAUAGGCGAUGCGAAUUCGAUUAUUGGGGCGCGCAUUAUUCGUGGAAGCGCGUCGCGCGCAAGGACUGCUCGUCGCCGUCCUUCCACCUCAUCAAGUCUGGCAGUGAGCAUGCGGUCGCCUACAUUGUCCCAUCUGCACUCUCGAAGGCGCAAGAGGCGCAAGAACGGAGCCGGGGAUUCUGGGUCCCACCGUGUACCAUGUGGAUCGCUGACGAUGCGACUGUUGCUGCACAGAAGGAUAUUUCCGACGUGAUCGUCGCUUCGGGCUUACUUGCUCUGAUCGACAAUUCGUUUCUUGAUCGUUGCCACCGGAAAGCAGCGACACGCAUGAGCCUGCCCGGCGCGGCCGAGGCCAAGCGACUUCUGAGCGAAUUUUUUCGUCGAGGCCCGUCGACGUUCGAUCACAAUGCCACCCUCGACAGCAGACCCUGGACGGUCUCCCAUUGAGCAUUGGUGAUUCGUGAAAAAUACCCUCGUUGAAAUCCCAUUUCCUUAUCUCAUCCGGCGGCUGCAUGAUCUUUCGCAUGGAGCUGAGCUGACGAAGCAUUGGCAUUCCUUUGACGUGUUCCUCAUUUCUUUGCUACCCGAUCGAUCUCCGGGCCAAAAUUGUACAAUCGCACUUAAUACUAAUGUGUAUCCGACUAAUGCAAGCAUCUCCUUCUUAUGGGAAGAUUCCGAUCGGUGAUGGUGCUGUCGUGGGAAUUGUCGCAUGUCCAGCCCGCGGGAUGAAGUACGAGGGCAAUGCGAGUGUUCGUCAUAUGGAUUUUUCAACGCCGCCUCUCGGCAGCCAGGAGGCGUCUUCGGGUGAUGCGUGGACGCCGAUGACAGCAGUUGCAUGACAUUGCUCCCGCACGGUAUCGCAUGCCAAUACGCUCGCUAGCUCGAUAAGAACGAUACGGAACGGCAGUAAGCAG
Molecule: messenger RNA, 2157 nt
Organism: Dissoconium aciculare CBS 342.82
Lineage: Eukaryota; Fungi; Ascomycota; Dothideomycetes; Mycosphaerellales; Dissoconiaceae
Exons: 2
Coding region: 272-1690 (472 amino acids)
Source: RefSeq, a predicted model, not a curated record